AUGUUUUCUGCUGUGAAAAGAAGCGCAGCGCGCCGUUUUUUGGCUUGUCAACCGAAACCACGCAACAAUUUUCUAUUGUAAUAAUCUUACCAAAUGUGACGAAUUCCCUAAUGUUUUAUCCUAAACCGCGAAGUGUUCAAUGCACUGAGCAUAGUAAAGUAUAAUACAAUAAAAGUGUUUACUUAAAUUAGACUGGAAAUAGUGUUCCCACCGAAGUGACCCGCGAACUCUCAACAUGCCUCUGUUGAAAAGGAAAGCCUUUGAGAAAUCGACGGCGUCGGGGUACCUCCGGGACGACGAUGAGGUUUUCCACUGUGAGAUCACCGACGAGAUUUUCAAGGACUAUGAGGAGUACUGUGAGAGAAUUAUACUGGUUAAUUCUAUGGUUUGGACAUGUGAGAUGACCGGCAAGAACAACUUGACAUAUGCUGAAGCGCUGGAGAGUGAGAAAGCAGCCCGAAGAUCGCUGAAAGAUUUUCCAAUGGAGCUCCGUAUACCAAUAUUGUUCUUGGCAGCCCUGACUAAGAGAUGUUCAUUUGCUGAAAUGUCAGAAGAUGUGUUCAACUUUGUGAGAGAGAGGUACUUUGUGGGGGAGACUGUGGAGGCCUGUCUGGAGGGGGACCUGUGGAAGGAGGCCCAUGUGCUGUCCGUCACUGCUCAAAAACAGCAGCCCGGCAGCAAAGAGAUGCUGCCAGCAUCUUGGUACUGCUACGAAGUGGAGCAGUAUGACGAGGCCGACGCAGCAUCCGGCCAGAUCGGCACCGCGCCGCACGACCGCGUGCGCCGGCGCAAGGGCGUCUACAGCCGCGACAAGAACCGGCUGUUCCUCAAGCAGUUUGUGGAGAUGGGCCCUGGUGGUGUCAUCGGUAUCAAGAAAGCAGCGAUGGACAAGUACAACAUCAGCAAAGUGACGUUCGAGCACAUAUUCACGGGCAGUGCCCCCACAUUCCCAGCAUCCAAGAAGCUGCUGAAGCCGAGCCAGUCCCCAGGCUCGGCCAGCAAAACCAAAUCAAUCAAGAAAGGCAGUCCCACGAAGGGCACUCAGCAGAGCAUGGAUAAGUUUGUCAAGAAGACCGAUAAAUCUGAAGUAACAUCAAAACCGAAGCUCCCACCGAAUCCAGAAGCCAAGAAGAGCGCCCAAGAGCUAGCGGAGAAGAUGCGGCGUGCGGAAGAUCAGAUGCGACAGCGGAAAGAAGAAGAGAAAGCUAAGAAGAAAGAGAAGAAUGCACGGCUGCAAGCGUAUCUUAAAGAGUGGCAGAAGAUAAAGGAAGACUUGGAUUUAGAGGACCAUAAGGUCAUACCAGACGGUACGCCAAUAGAAAUCGAGGGCGUCCAUCAGCGGCACAUCGGCGACUUCCUCUCCGUGCUGGAGUUCGUGCACACGUACAGUGACGUCAUCAAGGCGAAGGACGUCUUCCACUCCGGCCUGGACGUGGAGACCUUCAGGAAAGCGUUGUGCGUGAAGGAACACGCGGGCGUGUUCAGUGACCUGGUGCAGAUGUUGCUGACCACGAUAUUCUCGCUACAGGAGGACGAGGCUGAGGAGUACAAUGAGAGGGGCGGCAUAGAGGAAUCUAAUAGCGAUGAAGCGAUGGAAAUGGACAGUGAGGUGGGCAUGACGCGGGCGGUGGAGCUGGCCACGCGCGCCAGCAAGUGGGCGCAGACCUACCUCGGGACGCCGCUCAGCAAGUUGCCUCUCGACCCCACCACCGUCAGCGAAGUACUGAGACUGCACCUGCUGUCGUCGGGGUCAGUGGGGGGCGCGCGGUGCGCCACAUGGCGCUACCAGCAGCGCGGCGGCUACAGCAGCCACGACGACCCGGGGCUGCGGCUGCGGCUGCGGCGGCCCGACCUGCUGCGGCGUCUGCGUCACGACCACGUGGCCGACCUGCCGCUAGACGACAAGAUGAUAGUACUGCAGUGUUUAAUGAAUCAAAUACUGAGCUACGCGACCGUCCGCGACAUCAUUGAGGAGAAAUUGGACGAGCUCAAGAAUUUGAAACACGCUCUUAGGACACUCACGAUAAACGAGCGUAAACGCCUAAACCAAGUGGCACUUUCCGGAAGCGAGCUCAAGAAAGAGUAUGCAGUGAAGAAGGAGGAACAAAAGCUCACCGGCGAGAAGGCGAAAGCUCACGAGGAAGAACUGAAAGCUGCCAUUGCGAAGCUCGCGAAGGAGAGCGAGCAGAAGAAAGUGGAGUAUGAGAAGAAGCAUAAGGAGAUGCAGUUGGGCCUCUUUGACUACACCUCUUAUCUCGGCAUGGACCGCGCGUACCGGCGCUACUGGGUGUUCCAGUCGCUGGGCGGACUCUUCGUGGAGGCGGGCGCUGAGUCCCGCGGCAGCUGCGUCUGCGUCGACGGGGACGGGGACAGAGCAGCAGCCAGCAGCGACAAGGAGAACGAGUCUGCCGCGAACUCCCGCUCGGGCUCCCCGCGCAAGGCGCCCCGGCAGCCGCAGCUCUACGUCUGCUGCGGCCGUCGCCGCGUCUGCUGGCCGCACGGCACUGGUGACCACCGACCCCAGUGGUGGGUGUACAACACAGAGGAGCAGAUCUCCAGUCUCAUCGAGUCUCUCAACAAGAGAGGAGUAAGAGAAUCAGAUCUCCGUUCGGCACUGGAGCAGGAGCUGCACAAUUUGGCCAAACACGUCACGAAGUGUCCUAUGCAUAUGUUGACUCCGACUGUUCCUACGCCGGCCGCCAGCAGCCACAGCCACAGCACGCGGCAGCGCAAGCCGCCGCCGCCGGCGCUGGCUGUGCCGCCCGGCGGCGACCUCUCCGAGGCGCUGGAGCUCUCCCUCAGGGACCACAUCCUGGAGCUCGAGGAGAAGAUCUUUCACGGAUGUCUCGGUUCUAUUAAAGUUAAGGACCGGUCGGCGUGGCGCGGCACGCUGAUGCUGCGCGGGUACGACAAGCAGGCGCAGUAUCUGCAGUGGGGGCCCGGCCUGCAGUACCGCGACGACUACCAUCUGCCCGGCGGGGAGCUGCGGCUGCCCAGCGACAUAGGCGAGGAGGACGUGAAAGCCAUACCCACAAACAAGUACCGCGACCCGGGGCACUAUCUGGAAGGGCCCAAGGCCAACGGCAUCAAGCCAGAGCCCCGGGAGAAGGCCCCGCCGGCACCUGAGGUCAUCAGGGGCCUCGCCUCCGCGUUACUGCAAGUGGAACAGGCUAUACACCACAAAUACAUACGGAGGCCGUUGGGCCUCGACGAAAAGGAGCGCAAAGAGCGAGAAGCGAAAAACAAACCACUCACACUAGACGCCUUGGAACGCUGGGAGGUGUCGCUGAUGGAAAGCCGCAGCUUCGCUCAGAUCGUGCUGCAGCUGCUGGCGCUCGACUCCAGCGUCAUGUGGUCCGCCAGCAUCCUGCACGCGUCUUGCAGGAUCUGCCGCAGGAAGACCGACCCGGACAAUAUGCUGUUGUGCGACGCGUGCAAUAAGGGACACCAUCUUUAUUGCCUCAAACCAAAACUCACGAAAGUACCUGAGGGCGACUGGUUCUGCCCGAGCUGCAAGCCCAAGGAGGAGCGCACUCCGCGCAGGAGGAGGAAGCUCUUCUCCGACGAGGAGCUCGAGGAGGUGCUGGACGACAGCGACGCGGAGCCGGAAGUGGACACGGGCGUGUGCGCGUCGUGCGGCAGCGGCGGCGUGCUGUCGCGCGCGUGCGCCGCGUGCUGUGCGCGCUUCCACGCCGAGUGCGCGCGCGUGCGCUCGGUGCGUGCGCCGCGGCGCUGGCUCUGCGACCUCUGUCUGCAUCCGCCCAGGGAGGUGCGCCGCUGCGCCGCGACCGCAUUGAGCAACAUCCACAGCUACACGCGAGCCCAGAUCAGAAACAGCUCCGAUUCAGACGACAGUGAAUGCAACGUGGCGCUGGUGAAGCUGAAGAAGUCGUCGCGAAGCAGUAAGGAAUCUUCUCCGGUGCUCAACGGCAGCCGGAAGUCACGCAAAUCACAAGAAACCACAAACACAUCAAGAAGAUCAAAGAAUUCACUAACAAAUGGAGUACAUGAGGAGGGGACGGGCAAAGGCAAGCGCAGCCGCGCGGCGCCGCUGCGGCCGCGCGCGCUGCGGCGGCUGCUCACCGACGUCAUGCGGCACCGCGACUGCUGGCCCUUCUACGAACCCGUCAACGUCGAUGAGGUCCCGGACUACCUGGACGUGAUAUCGGAGCCGAUGGACUUCACGAGCAUCAAGCAGAAGCUGGAGCUGGGCCAGUACAGCGCGGACGCGCAGCUGCUGGCGGACGCGGCGCUCGUGCUCACCAACUGUUACGUCUACAACAAGGACACCCAUCCGGUCGCCAGAGCGGGCUACCGACUAGAAAAGUACAUAAACAAACGCUGCAGCGAACUCGAUCUGCCUUGCCUCCCGGAGAUCAUCCUGGAAGGCGGAGACGAGGGCGGGGCCAGUGGGUCCAGCGGGACCAAGCGCGGGGCCAGCGGGGACGAGGGCCCGCGCGCCAAGCGGGCCCGCAGACAGUGAGCCCGCGCGCCCGCUCGGCUGCGGGACUGCGUCACGUACUGAUGUGACAGUGUAGUGAUACUGGUAAGUGAUAGUGAUAGUGAUAGUGACCAAAAGUGAUUGUGCAUCUUUACCGCUGAGGUGUGAUGGUAAGGGUCCGGCAAGAUUGCUCUGUUGUUCUCCGUAACGCAACGGAGCAAUGGAUCCGGGCUUAAGAUGGACGAAAUUUUUGUUUCUAGAUAACUCGAUGCUCUAGUUGAGUUCCAAAUGUUCCAUGCAUCUUAUUCUAUUUUCCUUCAGACCUUUAUGCUGAUUAAAUAAGUUAUGCACUUGCCAAUUUUUGCAUUUUUAUAUGUAAGAGUUACAAUUUCUUCAUUCAUUCAUUCAAAUAAAAUUCCAGUCUAAAUAUUUGUUAACUCACUCUGAGUUUUAUAAAAACUAACAGCUUCUUGCUAAAAUUAGAUAACCAAAUUGCAUGAAUUUGCUCAAUAUGAGCACUAAACAAAUGUACAAACGAGACCCGACCGUAUUGUGAUCUUAUAUAAACUUUAAAGCAGUUUUCCCAAUAGUUUACUUGCAUUAUACAAAAAGUUAUUUGAAUAUAAAUUGAGAUUACUAUAAUGAUUAAGGUUACUAAUUUUAAAAAAGAUAUUGUAGGUCCUCAGUUUUUAAUAAUAAAAAUAUGAUGGCAUUCAUAAAAUUAUUUCUAUGAUAAAUUGAAGAAAAUGUGACGAUGAAUGAUGUGUUAUAAAUAAGGAAUUACCUUAAUACUUAGCUUAUUUCGAUUUUGGAUGUCAAUUGUUGUAUAAAAAUAAUUUAGGAUUCGAAAUUAAUCAAUUUGGGUACAGUAAAUGUUGGUUGGUGCAUGUCGUGCAUCAAAAUGCAUUGGAGUAGAAUAUGUUUUCGCAAAAAUAAAUUGUAGAAAAAUAAAAUUAUAGUUUUCUGUACAUAUUAGAAAUGCUUUUGGAGCUCGUAAAUCUUAGACAAUUGAUUUAAAAUUUAAUUGUUUUAUUUUUGGGUUCAGUUUUUUUUUUUAGAUUGAGUAUGUAAUUAUUUUGUGUUAAAUUUGUCAGCUGUCAUUUUACAGUUACAGGACAGUGUACAGUCAACUACAAAUCGUGCUCAUGCAUGGAUUUUUAAUCCAAGAAUUUAUAUUAUUGUGGACUCCUAACACAUUGGAUCUUUUGUCGAUUCUGUUAUACCAUAUAACUAGUAGUAUAAAUUGAACUAAAUCCUUUCUGACGCAAUAAUAAAGGUGAAUUCACAAUUUAUUUAGGUAGGUUGAUGUGUCGUUGACUGUACAUCAAAAAUGCCAGAGUAACAUUCCACAAGCACAGCAAUGUUCUUUAUGAAACUUUUUUGAAAAUUGUAUGCAUUUGUUUGGAAAGGACAGACAUAUGUCUAUUGUCACUCAUUCACAUAAUUUCAGUGUAGAUGAAAACUAGAUUUGAAAAUUCUCCCAAUAUUAAUACAAAUGGUGAUAUAAGGCAGUGCCUUUUAGAGACAUUUUGGACAUAGCUUAUCUUGUAUCUUAAAUAAAACUACUGGCAAACAUAUUUUUGAUUUGUAAUAAAUUUGCAUUUAGUGUAGUGUCAGUAUUGUAAAGUCUAAAGGCUAAAUUCAUGCAGUAUACAGACUUGUAAUAUAGAUUAAAAUGGAGACUACAUUGUUAUUAGCCUUUCUGAACAGGGUAACUUUUAAAAGAUCAGCUCCCUGGCAGUACUAGUAUAACGUUUGUCCUACGGGCUUCGAUUAUUGUUAGUUAAAUUUUGCUUACAUACAAAAAUAUUUUAUUUUUUCAAUUUAAUAACUCAAAGCGCAUGGCGUGCGAAAAGAUUUGGAGAGCACUCAGAGAGAGUCCUGUCUACGUCAGGACAGGACAAUAGAAUCUUUAUUUAAAUCAAAAUUUGUAGAAAGUGUGAUGCUGUCUAUGAAGUUUGCUGGUUUUUCACACACUGCAUAAAUUUACAGAGUAUAUAUGGCUUAGAGGAUAGUUAAUGGAAAUUACUAAUAACAUACAUACUCUCUCUUUUAAAUAGAUUACCCCAUUCCCUAACAGCAUUAUUAAUAAAUAGCAUAUUAUAUUCUCUGAUUAGACUUUCCAAAAUAUAGGUUUGUCCCUCUCUCUCUUUUCAAUAUUUGAGAUCAAAAGAACGAGACAAAACAAAGAGAUGACUAUUAGAUCUUAAUCAGAGAAUAACAUAUUUAUUUAUGGGGUAAAUUAAGUCUUUUUAUUAUGUUUAGUCAGUCCACAUCCUUGUGAACCUGUAAUCUUCAUCUACUUACAGUCUGUGAAGAAAUUUAACGAGGUUGCUAUCUCCUGUCCGGCAACCCUGGGUGUUCAUCAACCGAUCUUGACCAUUAUAUUUGGUAUUGCAAACAAAUGUAUUGACAAAUUAAUGUGUUUAAAAUAUGUUUUCUUGACAGACUGUAUCAGUUUGUAAUUUGGAUUCAUCUUUUUUAUGUUCAAAAUCUUUUGUUUUGUUUUAAAGAUUUUAUAUUGUUUUACAAUCAAGACAAUGAUGUUCCAUUCAUUAUUGAUUAUUGAAGGCUAAGCCGUUUUUCGUAAAAUCGCUGUGGAUUCUUGUAAAAUCGAGCAAGCGCAUUCCUGUGUAACAGAAAGAUCAACAUGUGAGCCGUUCUUAAUACCAAUUGCUUGCGAUUAUUUAUUGAUCUAAUUUAUAAUGUUUUUUUUUUUUAAUUUAUAUUGUAGUGAAUAAAGCACACGUACAGUA
This is a messenger RNA of Plodia interpunctella (Indianmeal moth), 7197 nucleotides long. RefSeq names its product ATP-dependent chromatin assembly factor large subunit (gene Acf). The record is from RefSeq and is a predicted model, not a curated record. NCBI's taxonomy places the organism in Eukaryota, Metazoa, Arthropoda, Insecta, Lepidoptera, Pyralidae. The coding region runs from base 236 to 4483 and encodes 1415 amino acids. Gene Ontology annotation, biological process: regulation of heterochromatin formation; chromatin remodeling; regulation of DNA-templated transcription. Gene Ontology annotation, cellular component: CHRAC; nuclear chromosome. Gene Ontology annotation, molecular function: protein binding; DNA binding. The transcript is spliced from 25 exons.